Grus americana (Whooping crane) is the source of this 2106-nucleotide messenger RNA. RefSeq names its product suppressor of cytokine signaling 1-like. Bases 583 to 1266 code for a protein of 227 amino acids. NCBI's taxonomy places the organism in Eukaryota, Metazoa, Chordata, Aves, Gruiformes, Gruidae. Gene Ontology annotation, cellular component: phosphatidylinositol 3-kinase complex. The record is from RefSeq and is a predicted model, not a curated record. The transcript has 5 exons. Gene Ontology annotation, biological process: phosphatidylinositol phosphate biosynthetic process. Gene Ontology annotation, molecular function: 1-phosphatidylinositol-3-kinase regulator activity.
GCGGCGGGGGCAGGGCCGGGCAGCGCGGCUGUCGUCCCGGCACUGAGCGCUCGCUCGCACCGGCGGCAGCGCCGCCCCGGAGGUACCAAGAACUUUAGAGCUGCCCCCUUAUUUUCGUCCUCUUCAGUGGAGAAAUGAAAAGGCCUGUGUGCACUUCACAGGAAAUGAGUGUCUGAUACAGGCUUGCAGGCUGCACAUUUCCAAGAACUGCUCUCAAGGUCCCGGGGUGCUGCUGGCUCUUUACCUCGUACACCACGUCUCGCUUUUUGACUUGCUUUUGGCGUGGAGGCUUUGGGGAACCGCCAAGCGUGUGCCGGCAGCUGUUGCUUCUUCAGAUACCAUCUUCCUGAUGGGGAGCUCUGUCAGGGAAUUGCCUCUCCCCCACAGUCAGGAUGGAUCUGCUCUUAAAUGAAGCUUUGCAAAAACUGGGAAGUGCUGCAUUGAAGCUCUUGAAUUUGGACCAUUUCCAGGCCUGACGUCCAGAAACUCAUCUCUAUGGGUGGUAAAUUUAAAGAGGCUGGCUGCAAAGGAGGAAGCAUGGUAAAGGUAGCAUCUUUCCAGGAUCCAUGGGCUCUUUGAGAGAUGAUCAGAGGGAGGCCAGAUGAUCUGCACAACACACACACCACUGUUUCUCGUCUGCAAAGGCAGCAUCGGAGCGUUCUCCCCAGCCCCGCGCCCCCCAGCUUGCCCGAUCGUUUCCGGAUGUUUCGCAGCUGCGAGUGGGAGGUCCUGGAGCGAUCCCUCAAUAGCCUUCAGGCCAGCGACUUCUACUGGGGCCCCUUAUCCGUGGGGGAGGCUCACGCCAAGCUCCAGCGAGAGCCCGUCGGCACCUACUUGGUGCGGGACAGCUCGCAGGGGAACUGCUUGUUCAGCCUGAGCGUGCGGAUGCCGACAGGGCCCGUCAGCCUCCGAAUCUCUUUCCAGGAGGGCUAUUUCCGCCUGAAGAACUGGUUUUCAGACUGCGUGGUCCGGCUGCUGGAGCUGGUGGUGGCAGGGACCCGGAACAACCCCUUGCACUUUGAUGAGAUGGGGGGAACCCCACUGGUCUUCUCUGAGCCCCUGUGCAGGAGCCGCCGGGCAGUGCCCACACUGCGAGAACUGUGCUGCCGGAGCCUGCCUGCUGGCGCAGCAAUGGGGGACAGAGCAGGGCUGGGCGGCUCCUCAGGGUUGCACCCCAGGGAGGAGGUGGUCUCACCCCUAGGUGGAAGGGGACGGUCGGAGGGGAGCAUCAUCCCCAGCCCCUCUCCGUCCUGGGCUGGGAGAUGAUGCCGCACACGUGGAAGAUGAAGUGAGGUGCAUGUUACGUGGCUGUGCUGGUGGGACGCAUGCCACGCCAGUGGGGCUGGGCCUGCUGCUGGGAGACAAAGGGGAGGGCAGGGAGAGCAGGGCUUGAACCCACUGGCUGUGACAGCUGUGUCCUUGCAAGUGCACAGCGUGUGUGACCUUCCCCAGAGAUGCCCAAGGUAAAGCCAAACUUGAAGAGCAGACAUUUCUGCCGCCCCCCCCCCCCCCCAAGCCCUGCUCUUUGCUCCAUUUAUAACUUAUAAACUUGAAGGUGAGUGGCCUGGCUUCCCAGGUCAGCCCUGUGUUUUCCUCUACCCCAAAGUGCCUAAGCACGUUUCUGAUACAGAUCUGUCCUUAUGAAGUGGUACAGCUGAGUCCAGUCCCACAGCAAUGCAGCUUGGGCAUCGGUGGGCAUGACCACUGUGCCAACCGGAUACCCACAUAGCUGCGGUGGAGCGAGAGCACGUUUCUCUCCUUGCUGCUCAAAUGCGAUGCCUGCCACUUCAGAGGCCAGUGUUUGCACUAGAGGGAAACCGUCACAACCAUGUAUGAUACGUGCAGCUUCACUGGCUUUUGCGUUGCUUUAUUUGAACAGAUUUUGGGGAGUGCAGAUGGGUUACGUUAUACUAAGGGCAUGGUAUUCCUGCAGAGGUAACCCUGGUCUGGAGAAUCUGCUCUACCCUGGGAGGGUGUGAACAGACAGGAUCCAGCGCCCUUUCUUGUGUUCAUCUGAUAGUAUGCUGCUGCCACCUACAGGCCAUGAAUAGUUCUGGUUUUGUCUCAACAAAAGCAAAAAAAUUUUUAUAUAAGACUAAAAAAUUU